Molecule: messenger RNA, 3556 nt
Organism: Sceloporus undulatus (fence lizard)
Lineage: Eukaryota; Metazoa; Chordata; Lepidosauria; Squamata; Phrynosomatidae
Gene: NSUN6
Product: NOP2/Sun RNA methyltransferase 6
Exons: 14
Coding region: 1568-3103 (511 amino acids)
Biological process (GO): RNA methylation
Molecular function (GO): RNA binding; methyltransferase activity
Source: RefSeq, a predicted model, not a curated record
ACAAAGAUGCCAUGAAAACACUGACCCUUGCCUGCCUCAGCACUGGUUGUCUUAACUCUUUAAGGUGUAUUUGGGGCAGAUGUUUUCUGAACUGCCUGUUUAGUUGCAACUUUUGCUGCUGGUAUACAUGAGAUAUGAAUCUCUUGGGCAGCUUAAUAUGGGAUUGUUUGCACAGUCCAGGAUUCUGUCCUGGCUUCUGAAUGUAGCUGAUAUCAGGGAUGGGCGAAGAAGAGGGAUAAUUGAUGGUCUAAGUGGGCUCUUGGCUAAUAUCCAAGUGUAUUAAUGGAGCUUGCAUAUGGCAGUUAUGAUUUGACUGUGUGCCAGAGUGCUGCAUGCCCUUCUGUGAUCAUCAUUUCCUAGGUUUCUAUCUGAUAAUUUAAUAUCUUCAUGUGUGUCUAAAAGCUGGAGACCUGUUUAACAAAAUAGGGAUUUGUCUUUUCUAGGCAAAAAUUUCCUAAUUUAGGUGGCUUAAUAUUUUUCAAUAAAUAUGGCAAAGAAUGUGUGUCUCCCUUGGUUGCGAGUCUUUUUACCAUUCAAGGAAAGGUCAAGCACUAUGAAAUGCUCUCAGUGUUAGGACUUUUUUUAUGUUCUCAAAUUUGAUUGGUUUUUUUGAUUAGUUAGAGUAAUUGCCAUGGGGCAAUGUAUUUACUCCAAGUUGUAUUGCAGGACUGAAUGGAUCUCUCCAAAGCGGACCUUAUUUCUAAAUAGGGUCAUCACCCUGAUUGUUCCUUGAGAGGUAACCAAAAACCUGGAAUAUAUCCAGCACUCUAAUAACAUGGUCAUCACUAGCUGUCGAACCUCUCCUGCAACCUGAAACAGAACCUGGAAAGGUUCAGUGGUGUAUUUUAUAAUGCCUUGUUUGGAGGGUAUGGCAAGUAAUUUCUGUUGAGGAGGUACAGGGGAAGAUUACUGCAACACUCCAUUGUAAGACCGGUUUGCCUGCUUUUCAAAGCAACUAAACAGAACUGGAAGCAAAUGGGCUUUGAAUACUCAUAGCAUGCCCUCUAUUUCUUCGUUCAAGUCAUUGAUAAAGACUGAUAAAGUGGUAUUCACUGGGCCCAGGUCAGAACCCUAUGGCAAGCCAUUGGUCACUUCUCUCCGGGAUGAAGAGGAGCCGUUGCUGAGUACACUUUGGGUUUGGCUGGUCAACCAGUUACAAAUCCAUGUAACAGUUACCUUGUCUAGCCCACAUUUUACAAGCUUGUUUGAAAAAAUGUCAUGGGGGACCUUGUCAAAGGCUUUACUGAAACCAAGAUAUGCAAUAUCUCCCCAACUCCAUUCGGGGCCAAAGAAGGCAGCAGAGGCAAGGCAGCAGUGAGAGCGUGUGGUCAGGAGUGGUAAGCUUGAAAAGCCUUUCCCCCAGCCCUCAGGAAGGCCAGCCAGCCAGAAGGCUACCACUCUACUGAAGGAUUUGUUUGAGACCAAAGAAACUUGUGCCUCUCUGCAUGAAACAGUUGUGAAGUUGGCCUUCUUAUUGUUGCUUUCCCAGCAACUUGUAUUCAAAUGCAUAUUGCCUCAAAAUCAAGAAGUUGCAUAAGUUUCCUAGAAAAAAUAAUCAGUAAGAAGUAUGGCUAUUUUCCCAAAAAUAUUACUGAAACCAGAAGUUGAAGCAUAUCUGAAGUCUAUAUUUAAAAAUAAUGAGCUUGUAGCAGCUAUUGGUCCACAGGAAGCUGAACAGAAAUAUGAGUCUCUGUUAAAUAAUUUAUCUCAUCCACCAGCUUUCACAACAGUUCGAGUAAACACUCAUUUGGCAUCUGUGGAACAUAUAAGAAGUCUGCUUUGUGAAGAGCUUCACAAGCAAUAUGCAAGUCUUAAUGUUCCAGUUCUUCAGCAUCCACAGCUUCCUGACAUCUUACUUAUUCCUGUUAUUGGACCCAGAAAGGAUCUACAAAAAUUAUCAAAGGAAGUUAUUGUUGGUGCACAAUGUGGGAGUGCAGUACUUCGUGGAGCUCAUGUCUACGCCCCUGGUAUUGUAUCAGCAUCAAAAUGCAUGAAAGCUGGUGACCUGGUUUCUGUGUACUCUGAUAUUGAAGGGAAAUGUAAAAGAGGAGCCAAAGAAUUUCUGGGAACAAAAGUUUUCAUUGGAAAUGGGAUUUCUGAACUGAGUCGCAGUGAAAUUUUUAAUUCUAAUGGCCCACUGAAUGUGUGCAGCCCCUGGCCACAGGAGCAGAAAAUUGGUCCCUGGUCCUACUGCAGUUGUUCACAUUGUUUGAAGGUGAACAUGAAUGUAUUCUGCUUAGGUACAGGCCAGUUUGGAUUCAGAAAAGCACUAGGAGGAAUGGGAAUAAAAAUGAUUGAGUCUAUUUACCUUAGUCCUUCAUUUGACAACUUGUUACCCAGUUAUCUGUUUUUACAGAAUUUGCCCUCUUCAGUUGUAAGCUAUGUUUUAAAUCCUCAGCCAGGAGAGAGAAUUUUGGACAUGUGUGCUGCUCCUGGGGGAAAAACAACCCAUCUUGCAACAUUAAUGCAUGAUGAGGGAGAAGUCGUAGCCCUGGACAAGAUAGCAGACAAAGUGAAAAAGAUUAAGCAAAAUGCUUCAUUGCUGAAGUUGAAUUGUAUUAAAACAUUUUGUUAUGAUGGAACUAAGGCACUUGCAACUAGCAACAUAGAGAAUGAGCAAGAGGGACCGCCAUUCUUACCAGAAUCAUUUGAUCGAAUACUGCUUGAUGCUCCUUGCAGUGGGAUGGGGCAGAGGCCAAAUAUGGCUUAUUCCUGGUCUUUAAAAGAAGUGACUUCUUAUCAGCCCUUGCAGCGCAAGCUCUUUUCAGUGGCAGUGCAACUAUUGAAGCCCAAGGGCAUCUUGGUAUAUAGUACCUGCACAGUCACACUUUCUGAAAAUGAAGAGCAAGUUGCUUGGGCACUGGAGACAUUUCCAUGCCUCCAGCUUCAGUCACAGGAACCCCAUAUUGGAAGCGAAGGAAUGAUGGGAGCUGGAUUGUCACCUGAGCAGUUGAAACAGUUGCAGAGGUUUGAUCCAUCUGAAGCAGUUUUGCAGGGAAUGGAUUUGGAUUCAUUGCAAAGUGCCAAGUAUGAAGAUUUGAUAAGUCUGGCAAAUAAAGACUCCAUAGGAUUUUUCAUUGCAAAAUUUGUAAAAGUGCAGUGAAAAUCUUUCAGGAUCUCACAAUUCAAAAUACUUUUUCCUGUUAACCUUUGGAAUAUGCUGAACUGUACCUCAUGUUGCAGCAGUGUUGCCAAGCCAACAGACUGACGACACCGUUGCCAUAGCAGCAGCAAAAUCUGCCAGCUGUUUCCCUUGGGAGAGAUCCACAGGUUGGAGAAACAAGUCUGAGGGAAGGGACAGCUUCACUUUUGAACGCUGCAUUUGGUUUUGCAUUAGCACCAGGUCAGUGAUUUUAAGACACUGGCUUGUUUUUCACUUUGUCCAGGUGAUUCAGAUUUUUUAAAAAUCAGCAAUGAGCUACAGUAGGAAAUCUGUAUUCAAAGCAUCUAUACUUCACAGAAAAUAAGCCAUGAAGAUACUGUCAUAUUUUUAAAAAACCUGUUUACUGCUGCUUUGGGGAAAAACCAGUUUUAUUAAAGACCAUAAUUUCAUAUA